Messenger RNA from Cheilinus undulatus (humphead wrasse), 542 nucleotides. It is a transcript of the gene rpl35, whose product is annotated as ribosomal protein L35. The transcript is spliced from 4 exons. Gene Ontology annotation, cellular component: cytosolic large ribosomal subunit; ribosome. The coding region runs from base 131 to 502 and encodes 123 amino acids. NCBI's taxonomy places the organism in Eukaryota, Metazoa, Chordata, Actinopteri, Labriformes, Labridae. The record is from RefSeq and is a predicted model, not a curated record. Gene Ontology annotation, biological process: translation; maturation of LSU-rRNA from tricistronic rRNA transcript (SSU-rRNA, 5.8S rRNA, LSU-rRNA). Gene Ontology annotation, molecular function: mRNA binding; structural constituent of ribosome.
CUCACCAUCAGUGGCGCUGUGUACACUUCUUAUGAGUAAAACAAAACCAACGAAGAAGAAAUUCACCGGAAGCUACUUUUUCGUUGCACGCGGUGUGUCCGGCCUUUCCAACAGGGCAUAGAGAGGCAACAUGGCUAAGAUCAAGGCACGAGAUCUGCGGGGUAAGAAGAAGGAGGAACUGCUCAAGCAGCUGGACGACUUGAAAAAUGAGCUGUCCCAACUCCGUGUGGCCAAGGUUACCGGUGGAGCUGCCUCCAAGCUCUCCAAGAUCCGUGUUGUCCGCAAAUCCAUCGCCAGAGUCCUGACGGUCAUCAACCAGACACAGAAGGAGAACCUGAGGAAGUUCUACAAGGGUAAGAAGUACAAGCCCCUGGAUCUGAGACCCAAGAAGACCAGAGCUCUGCGUCGCCGGCUCAACAAGUAUGAAGAGGGUCUGCGCACCAAGAAACAGCAGAGGAAAGAUCUCCUGUACUCGGUCCGCAAAUUUGCUGUCAAAGCUUAGAGGCUUUUUCUAUUGGUAAAAUAAAAUGUGUAAAACACCA